AUGAAAAUUUCCUCCAUUGAUUUGGGAGGAAAACAAAAUGAGAACACUAUACACUCAAGGAACAAACCUUAUCAAUUUACCAUUUUGCCACUGUUCCCAAUCCCUCUCUCCAAGCCCAAAUGUUCCAUUCCUCGUUCCUUCCACGCACACGAGAAAUUCAACUCUAAAACCUUUUUCCAUUUCCUUCAAAAACUCUCUCUUUUCUCCAAUUCAAGCUUCUUCCAUGGCUUCUUCCACUGUCACAGACACACAGAAACCAUUCUCUGUUCUCUUUGUGUGUCUUGGCAACAUCUGUAGAAGCCCAGCUGCGGAAGGGGUUUUCACAGACUUGGUUAAGAAAAGGGGGUUUGAUUCGAAGUUUAGAAUUGAUUCUGCUGGUACAAUCAAUUAUCAUGAGGGUAAUGAAGCUGACCCGAGAAUGAGAGCUGCAUCAAAGAGACGUGGGAUUGAGAUAACUUCACGUUCAAGGCCAAUUAAGUCAUCUGAUUUUGUUGAAUUUGAUAUUAUUCUUGCUAUGGACAAGCAAAACAAAGAGGAUAUAUUGGAAGCUUUUAAUAGAUGGAAAUUUAGAGAUCCUAUACCUGAAGAUGCCCACAAAAAGGUUAAGCUGAUGUGCUCAUAUUGUAAGAAGAACAGUGAAACUGAAGUCCCAGAUCCCUACUAUGGUGGACCUCAAGGCUUUGAGAAGGUGUUAGAUUUGCUUGAAGAUGCUUGUGAAUCAUUGUUGGAUGACAUUUUGGCAGAAAAUAAACAUAUACAAGAAUCCUAAUUCCUUUUUAACUCCCAAAAUAUACAGUCCUGCUAUUAAGCCUUAAAGAUUGGCGGUGUUCAUCGAUGUGAGAGUACAUUGUUUCAUACUUUCAUUGUUUAGUCAUCAUAAAUUCACCAUUGCUAUAUAUUGUGAAGUUUUAUCAUGCCCAUCCAAGAAUUUGAGUCAUAAAAUGAAGUUUUUUUCUUCCUCUUUUUUUA
Molecule: messenger RNA, 969 nt
Organism: Vicia villosa (hairy vetch)
Lineage: Eukaryota; Viridiplantae; Streptophyta; Magnoliopsida; Fabales; Fabaceae
Exons: 5
Coding region: 38-769 (243 amino acids)
Biological process (GO): protein dephosphorylation
Molecular function (GO): protein tyrosine phosphatase activity
Source: RefSeq, a predicted model, not a curated record